Messenger RNA from Knipowitschia caucasica, 3633 nucleotides. The record is from the annotation of a GenBank genome assembly. Lineage: Eukaryota; Metazoa; Chordata; Actinopteri; Gobiiformes; Gobiidae.
AUGUCUGGAGUUCUCGUCGGAGAUCAGCUCAUUCUUGAGGAGGAAUAUGAUGAUGAUUACGUACCAUCUGAACAGGAGGUUCGAGAAUAUGCCAAAGAAAUUGGUAUUGACCCAGAAACUGAGUCUGAGCUGAUGUGGUUGGCCCGAGAGGGAGUCAUCGCCCCUCUGCCUAGCGUCUGGAAACCAUGCCAAGAUGUAACUGGGGAAAUUUAUUAUUUCAACUUCUCAACGGGACAAUCGUCAUGGGAACAUCCAGGCGACGAACACUACCGCAGUCUAGUGACCCAAGAACGAGAGAACUUUAAACAGGCGGCCAGUUCUGGAGGAGCCAAAAAGGAAAAGAAGAAGAAGAAGGACAAAGUGAAGGAAAAAAAGAAGAAAAAGGAGAGCAUGUUGGGUUCUGGACUGAGACCCAUCCCGUCUCCACUGGGGGGAGUGGGAGGACUGGCUCCUCUCAGAGGCCUGGACACUCCGGGACUGUCUCCACUGGGAUCUGUUCCACCGCUGAAACGGACCCUGGGGAGCACAGCGGGACUAGAGCCACUCAAGCCGCCUCUUGGGAGUUCUCGAAGCAGCGGUGCAUCGAGUGUUAUAGGCCUGAGACAAGAUGAGAGAGUGUCCUUAAAUCUGCACGACUUUGAAGAUGAAGAGGACAAUGAUGAAGGCCGAAUAUCAGAAAAUAGGAGUGGAAAUGAUUCAGGCGGACUACCGAAAAACCUCCAUUUGACCCUCGAUGAUCUUGGAAGUGGCAUACAAUAUGAGGAUAGUGAAGGUAGCGCAGAAGCCCCAGAGCCAGAGUUACAAAAUCUUGCACUUUCAAGAGAGCUCAGUCCAGAGCCACCUUCACAGCAGGGCCGCGAGUCUCCAGCAGCGCUCUGCCAAGAUGAAGUCAGGGAAGAAGAUCAGGCUGGUCCUUCUAAACCAAAGCAAACUCCGGACCAUUCAGAGCAAGACAUUGAAGAGGAAAUAGAAAAUAUAGAGGAAGAAGAUUUCGGGGAAAGAGGGGCAGAAGAAGAGAUGAUAGAAGAGAAAUCUGAUUUAGAGAAUCAAAGUCAAAGAGGACAACAGAUUGAGGAGGAAGUUUUUGAAGACAAAAUUGAAGCAGAGAAAAGCCAGAAAACCACAAACCCAGAGCAGGAUGCAGACGAGGGUGAAGUGAAGAAUGUGCCCGAUGCUGCAGAGGAUGAUAGUAUAAACAGUGAUGCUUCCUCCUUCACUCAUAACAAGUUGAAAAAUGUGGGGGAUGUGGAGGAUCUCUCUGCUGCCACUAGUCCAGCAUUGGGCAAGAAGUUUGCUGACAACAGGCCAAAGCUGAAGGAGGCACAGUCAAUUCCAAGAGUGGAUCGUCUCACGCUGCAUCAGUCCACACUUUCAGACUCUUCCCAUUCAGAUCCAAAAGAUGACGUUGUUCCAGACAAAACCAACCUGGGAGCUUCCUCUGAGCACAAGAGGCCUGAGACUUCGAGAGGACGGCCUGGACGCGGUCUGGACACAGGGCUGUCCGUCCACAGCAGAGAGGGGAAAGAUGAGGCCAGUGAGAAGUAUAAGAACAUGUCAGAAUGUGAGGUGGAAGAGGAGAAGGAGAGACUGAUGAAAUUGAAACAAAAGAGGAUUCAAGAACUAGAGGAUGAACUGAAGAGACAAGAGGAAGAGGAGGAGAAGAGGAUGAAGGCUGAGAGCGAGGAGAGACUGAGGGCUCUUCGUCAAACACUGAUGAAAAAAAGAAAAGAGGAAGAAGCCAAACUUCAGGAGUCUGAAAGGGUUCUGGAGGAGCUCAAAGCAUCAGUACGAGCAGACCGCGAGGAGCAGGAACAAAAGAUCAGACGGGAGAGAAAAGCAAUCUUAACAGACCUACAGAUGGAGCUGGAAGAAGAACAAGAUGCUGAAAGAAAUAAACUUUACACACAAAAAAAGCAGGACCUGGAGCGGCUCAAGGCUGAGAUAGAAGAAGAGUUUGAGAAGGAGAGAGCGAGACUUCAGAUGGACAAAGAGGAAAGGCUCAGCGCUCUUAGACACGAGGCCAAAAGCACUGGAGGAAGGAGAGAUCUGAUUAGUCCCAAACCUGAACAACAACUAUCCGAGUACAGACGGGAGCUGUCAGAUGUGCUCCAGGAAGUGAGAGAAGAAGAGGAGCGACAGCACCGGAGGAAGAUGGAGCAGCUGGAGGAGGUGCAUCGGAGAGAGAUUGAUGACAUCAGGGAGAAAUACAGGGACAAGGAGAGCAUUGAGAGAGAGCGUAUGAUAAUCCGACUGAAAGAGGAAUUGCAGCAGCUCGAGGCGUCUCACGCACUUCAGCUGGAGAAAAUCAAAAUACAACACAACUUUCAGGUUGAAAAACUACGGUUGGAAAACAUACGCAAGGAAAAAGAACUUAGAGAUUUGUCGAAUGAGAUGGAGCUACGCUCGAGCCGACUCCAGAGUCAGGAGGCUGCGCUGCAGUCACAGGAAGAAGAUUUGAACAGAAAGAGGAAAAGUUUAGAGGCAGAAGGACAGGAAGUGGACAAAUGUAUAGAGUCUCUGCCUCGUCUGGUCCAUGAGCGCGACGUCCUGAAGCAGGAGCUGCAGCUGGAGCGCGAGGAGAAGCGUGAGGCGCAGGAGCUGAUGAGAGUCGCACGAGACGCAGAGGCCAGAGUCCGAGCGGAGCAGAGGAGGAGCCACGAGGAGCAGCAGCGGCUGGAGUCCAAGGUCCAGCUGCUUCAGGAGAGGUGUGAGCGCCUCAGCCUCCGGGGCAGCCGUGAUUUUGGAGCUGCAGAGGCAAGUGCUCCCAACCUGGACCCCAAAGCAGACUCAAAGGCCUCAGAUGCUGCUGAUUCUGUGGAAGAGCCCCCUCUACUGGUGGAAGAGCUCGACCCUCCACUGUCUCCUGCAGCUGACAGCCACAGCCGCCUCUACGAAGCAAAGACGCACAUCCCUUCACACAGCAGCUCCAUUCAUAAAACCAAGGCCUUUCUGGAGAGAGAGAGCAGGAAGCUGGUAGAGCGAGAGGCGGCUCUGACAGAGGACCUCCGGCAAACUCUCCAGCAGAUGCCAGAGAGAACGGUGACUUUUGAUCUGAGUGAUUCAGAUGGGAGCAGCACCGUGGACCCACCUUUCAGCAGAGAUCAGCCCUCAGUUCCACACAGAGUUCAAGAGCUUGUGGAGAGUCUGCAGCAGGUCUCUGGACAGCUCAACUCUGUACUAGGCUCUUUAGCACAAAGACCAAACCCGUCCAGCUUCACUCUACCUCAGCCCGGAUUGGACUUCAGCCAUGCCUCGCGUUCUCAGACGUCCAGAAACUGGGCACCGCCGCCACCAAUGUUCAGCUCCACUCUCAACACUGGACUAAAGCCCUCAGAUGACCUCAUCAACAGUCGAUGGAGGCAGAUAUUCCCUGAAGCAGCAAUGGGGCAGACAGUCUCUCGACGCCCCUACUCCUCCCCUCUCAGUCAGAGCAGCUGGAGCUCGUCCCACAGACAGAGCGGCACAGAUGGACACAGAAUUCAGGACCUCAUCGACAGCAACAAGCGCUGGCUCGAAGUGCGACGCAAAGACACCAGCAUACCUUUGUUGACUCGAUAUCGACCUGCGACCAACGGCGGACUGAUUCAACUUGGUUUAGACGACAACAACGAGAUACGCGUUUUCCAUUAUUGA